CUAGUCUAUUGUAAGAUGUCUAUAUCACUAACAGCAGCUAAAAUUCUGGCCCUUCAGGAUCCACAGGAACAAGAAAAGAUUAUGAUGAUGGAGCUAAAGGAAGAGGAACAGGCUUGGGAGCAUGAGACCAGACUAUAGAGAAACCCAUCUGCCAGUCAAGAGUUCUUCUGCCAGCGCUUUAGGCAACUCUGCUACCAGGAGAUGCCUGGUCUCCAGGAGGCCCUGAGCCAACUGUGAGUGCUCUCCUGUAAGUGGCUGAGGCCAGAGAGGCACAUCAUGAAGCAGAUCCUGGAGUUGCUGGUGCUGUAACAAUUCUUUACCAUCCUACGUGAGAAUCUCCAGUCCUGGAUACAGGGACAUUGCCCUAAGAAUGGAGAAGAGGCUGUGACGCUGGAGGAUAUAGAGAAAGAACUUGAUGAACCAGAACCGCAGGUCCCAGACCCUAACCAUGGAACUGCACAAGAAGAGCCGUGGGAGAAAAAGGCACCUCCGGGAGCAGGCCAGGAUACACGGAGCACCUGGCUCCAGCCCAAGGAGAACCAACCUUUCCCAGAGAGUGAAGAGGUAUAUUUAUAUUUUCUGUCAGCUGUUGCAGAUGAUGACCCAGAGCCCAAGGACAAAGGAUCAUUGCUAGAACAACCCUUUGCUGAGGUGGAAUCACAGGUAUUCCCAGAAAAACUUGCUGCUGGCACCUCCACAUUUGAAGCUGCUUCUGAAGUUGAGGGUACCUUACAGCAGCAACAGGGAAACCCUGAAGGGAAGAGACUGAGGAAAUCCCUUGCCCAGGGGAAAAGUUUCAGGAAGAUGAGUGUCAUCCGUAAGAAAACUCCCAUAGGGAAGAAAGACCACGAAUGUAGUGAAUGUGAUAAAACCUUCAUUUAUAAUUCACAUCCUACCAUACACCAGAGAAUUCAUACUGGACAGACACCCUACAAAUGUCAUGAAUGUGGAAAGUCCUUCAGGUGGAGUGCUUAUCUUGUUCAGCAUCAGAGAAUUUGUUCAGGACAGAAGCCUUAUGAGUAUAGUGAGUGUGAGAAGGCCUUCAGUUAGGGCCCAUACCUAAGUCAGCAUCUGAGAAUUCACAGUGGAGAGAAACCUUUUACAUGUAAAGAAUGUGGGAAAGCCUACAGAUGGAGUUCAGCAGAGCCUAUUAGACGUCAGAGAGUUCAUACCAGAGAAGAGCCAUCCCAGUGUAAUGAAGAUGAGAAAGUUUCCAGGCUGACUGUACUUUUUGUCUAA
Messenger RNA from Trichechus manatus latirostris (Florida manatee), 1239 nucleotides. RefSeq names its product zinc finger protein 232 (gene ZNF232). Gene Ontology annotation, molecular function: DNA-binding transcription factor activity, RNA polymerase II-specific; RNA polymerase II cis-regulatory region sequence-specific DNA binding. The record is from RefSeq and is a predicted model, not a curated record. NCBI's taxonomy places the organism in Eukaryota, Metazoa, Chordata, Mammalia, Sirenia, Trichechidae. Gene Ontology annotation, biological process: regulation of transcription by RNA polymerase II.